AUGCCAGGCCUGACUCUCCCGGGCCUCAUGGCUCUCUCGGGCCUCGGAGCAGGCACCCCCAGCUGCUUAUCCCAGCAGCUCAGGAUGCAAGGGGACUACGUGCUGGGCGGGCUCUUCCCCCUGGGCGCAGCCGAGGAUGCAGGUCUCGGCGACAGGACUCAACCCAGUGCCACCGUGUGCACCAGGUUCUCGUCCCUUGGCCUGCUCUGGGCGCUGGCCAUGAAGAUGGCUGUGCAGGAGAUCAACAACGGGUCUGCCCUGCUGCCGGGGCUGCACCUGGGCUACGACCCCUUUGGCACGUGUUCAGAGCCCGUGGUGGCCAUGAAGCCCAGCCUCAUGUUCAUGGCCAGAGCGGGCAGCUGCGACGUUGCCGCCCACUGCAAUUACACGCAGUACCAGGCCCGUGUGCUGGCUGUCACCGGACCCCACUCAUCCGAGCUCGCCCUCGUGCCCGGCGUGUUCUUCAGCUUCUUCCUCAUGCCGCAGGUCAGCUACGGUGCCAGCAUUGACCGGCUGAGCACCCGGGAGAUCUUCCCGUCCUUCUUCCGCACGGUGCCCAGCGACCGCGUGCAGGCGGUGGUGACGGUGGAGCUGCUGUAGGAGCUUGGCUGGAACUGGGUGGCCGCCGGCAGUGAUGAGUACGCGCAGGGCCUGAGCCUCUUCUCCAGCCUGGCCAACGCCAGGGGCAUCUGCAUUGCGCACGAGAGCCUGGUGCCGCUGCCGCACGCGGGCAGCCUGCGGCUGGGCACCGUCCAGGACCUGCUGCACCAGGUGAACCAGAGCAGUGUGCAGGUGGUGGUGCUGUUCUCCUCCGCCCAUGCCGCCCGCACCCUCUUCAGCUACAGCAUUCACUGCAGGCUCUCGCCCAAGGUGUGGGUGGCCAGUGAGGCCUGGCUGACCUCGGACCUGGUCAUGACACUGCCCGGCAUGGCUGAGGUGGGCACCGUGCUCGGCUUCCUACAGCAGGGCGCCCCGAUGCCCGCGUUCCCAUCCUACGUGUGGACCUGCCUGGCCCUGGCUGCCGACCCCGCCUUCUGCGCCUCCCUGGACGCUGAACAGCCUGGAGAGCACGUGGUGGGGCCACGCUGCCCCCAGUGUGACCACAUCACGCUGGAGAACAUAUCUGCAGGGCUGCUGCACCCCCAGACCUUCGCUGCCUACGCGGCCGUGUACGCCGUGGCCCAGGCCCUCCACAACACGCUGCUCUGUGCAGCCCUGGCAGCGCCCCCACUGGCUCCAACCCACCCCCAGCUCCUGGAGAACGUGUACAACACGAGCUUCCGCGCUCGCGGCCCGGAGCUGCGGUUCGAUACCAGCGGGAACGUGAACAUGGACUAUGACCUGAAACUGUGGGUGUGGCAGGACCCGACGCCCAAGCUGCACACUGUGGGAGCCUUCGAUGGCCGCCUAGAGCUCUGGCAGUCCCAGCUGCCCUGGGACACGCCUGGGGACCAGGCACCCGUAUCCCAGUGCUCCCAGCAGUGCUGAGUGAAGGGCUUCCGCUCCUGCUGUUACAACCGCGUGGACUGCAAGGCCGGCAGCUACCAGCGCAGCCCAGAUGACCUCCUCUGCACCCAGCGUGACCAGGACCAGUGGUCCCCAGACCAGAGCACACGCUGCUUCCCCCGCAGGCCCACGAUCCUGGCGUGGGGGGAGCCAGCCAUGCUGGUACUGCUUAUACUGCUGGGCCUGGCGCUGGGCCUGGCGCGGGCGGCCCUGGGGCUCUUCAUCUGGUCCUGGGACAGCCCGCUGGUUCAGGCCUCAGGCGGGCCACGGGCCUGCUUUGGCCUGGCCUGCCUGGGCCUCGUCUGCCUCAGCGUCCUCCUGUUCCCCGGCCAGCCAGGCCCGGCCAGCUGCCUGUCCCAGCAGCCCCUGCUCCACCUUCCCCUCGCCGGCUGCCUGAGCACACUCUUCCUGCAGGCGGCCCAGAUAUUUGUGGGUUCGGAGCUGCCACCCAGCUGGGCAGAGCAGCUGCGUGGCUGCCUGCAGGGGCCCCGGGCCUGGCUGGUGGUGCUGCUCGCUCUGCUGGCGGAAGCGGCACUGUGUACCUGGUACCUGGCGGUCUUCCCACCGGAGGUGGUGACGGACUGGUGGGUGCUGCCCACAAGCGCUGGUGCAUGCCGCGUGCGCUCCUGGAUCAGCUUCGGCCUGGGGCAUGCCAAUGCCACGCUGGCCCUCCUCUGCUUCCUGGGCACUUUCUUGGUGCAGAGCCGGCCAGACCACUACAACGGCGCCCGCGGCCUCACUUUUGCCAUGCUGGCCUACUUCGUCACCUGGAUCUCCUUUGUGCCCCUUGCCAAUGUGCACGUGCAGAUGGGCGCCAUCCUCCUCUGCGCCCUGGGCAUCCUGGCCACCUUCCACCUGCCCAAGUGCUACCUGCUGUUGCGGGGGCUGGAGCUCAACACCCCUGAGUUCUUCCUGGGAGAUAAUGCUAGAGGGCAGGGCAGCAGUGUACAGGGGGAAAGGAGACUCGGGGCAAAAACAAGUGACCCCUGACCCAGUGACCUCACCCAGUGAACCCAGACUUAGUUGAGAUUCCCCCAAACCAAGUUCCUAUGAAGCAACCCCCAGACUGUACCCCAGCUGCUGAGACCACCCCAGCUCUAGAUCCUGACUGCAGGCUGACUGCUGACCUUGACACCACAGUGAUCCUUGGGCCUGCAGCAUUCACGAAGGGCCUCAUACCCACCUGGGGCCUGAGAGCAGCUCUGUAUCUGUCCUAGCCAAGCCUUGGCCAGGGCCAACCCAGGUGAUCCAGCCCCACUGUUCCAGAAAGAGGCCCAUAAAAAGGUUCCUUGGGGCUCCCGUAGCUCAUGCCGAGAGCUCAGGAAAGCCCCCAGUCCGAUCACUUGAAGUCCAAGCUGGGCAUUACUUGCCUGGCCAGGCCCAGCCUGGAGCCUCCAGCCAGCACCCCAUCCAAGCAUCACAGGGAAGGGAGGUUGGUGGGUGAUGGGAGCUGUUCUGACCCCUUUGCAGGGACAUGUGACUGAUCGUGGGCCCCAGAGUGGGACGGGAAUGAUGAACAGAGCAGAGGCCUACUUGCGGGGGCAGGGGAUGGGGCGCACACCCAAGCUCCUCCUCUCUCCGUGGCCCAGCCCGAGCGGGUAAAAUGGGGUCAGAUGGCCACCAGCACCGAGGACAGAGUCCUGGGGGUCAGCACCAAGGCCAGCAUCCACAGCCAAGACCCCUGGAGCCAGGAGCUAGCACCACGGACAGAGGACCAGCUGCCAAGGACCCUGCCAGCAGCCAGCACGGGGACAGAGCCUGGCGCUGACCAGGGACCCAGAGAACAGCCGCACCCCAGCCUUCUAAGGUACCCAGCAAAAGAGAAGAGACACAGGCCACACAUCAGUCCCAUAA
Messenger RNA from Leptonychotes weddellii (Weddell seal), 3360 nucleotides. The record is from RefSeq and is a predicted model, not a curated record. Lineage: Eukaryota; Metazoa; Chordata; Mammalia; Carnivora; Phocidae.